GCGAGUGUUGGGUGACCUGGUAUAUUUGAUGCUAUGAUGAACUCUCCUCUGAAUACAGCUGAAAAUAUGACUACCAGCAUGCCAAAUGUGAAGAUCCAGAGCUUAUUAUGGGGUGGUAUAAGUGCUUCCAUGAUGCUAUUGAAACAUAUGGAAUUCUGAGCAAGAUAUCUACAAUAUGGAUGAAACUGGAUUUCAGAUGGGCAUGACAUCCACAGCCAAAGUUAUAUGUGGCUCAGAGACUUGGGCAAGCAAUGCCAAAGCCUUGCAGCCUGGGAAUCAUGAAUGGGUAACUGCUAUUAUUGUAGUAAAUACAACUGGAUGGGCUUUGCCUCCCCAGAUUAUUCUGGCUGCAGACAACCACCAAUCUCAAUGGUAUCAUGCUAUCCCAAAUGAUUUUAUAAUCAGUGUCAGCAAGAAUGGCUGGACAAAUGAUGGAUUAGGCCUGGAGUGGCUUCAAACUGUCUUUGAGCCACAUACAGCCUCCCGUACACUAGGAAGAUAUCACAUGCUGAUUUUGGAUGGCCAUAGCAGCCAUGCCACUGCAGAAUUCAACAGAUUCUGUACAGAAAGGAAUAUUGUUCCUUUAUAUAUGCCUCCACAUUCAUCUCAUCUGAGUCAUCUCCUUCAACCAUUGGAUGUUGGUUGCUUUUCGCCAUUGAAGUGCUUAUAUGGUCAAAGAAUCACCAAUAAGGUGCAGAAGGGAAUCAACACUGUUGAAAAGUCAUUAGAGGGGCAGUGAUGACCAUGCAAAAUGCCAUCCUACUGCAGCAUGAAGUCCACCAGUUUUGCAUGGAAAAUAAGU
Messenger RNA from Aspergillus glaucus CBS 516.65, 802 nucleotides. RefSeq lists its product as uncharacterized. The transcript has 2 exons. The record is from RefSeq and is a predicted model, not a curated record. Gene Ontology annotation, cellular component: nucleus. Gene Ontology annotation, molecular function: DNA binding. The coding region runs from base 176 to 739 and encodes 187 amino acids. NCBI's taxonomy places the organism in Eukaryota, Fungi, Ascomycota, Eurotiomycetes, Eurotiales, Aspergillaceae.